ACGCUGACUGUGGAACAUCGAAGCCAGUCUGCGACGUUGCAUCAAAGUGCCCGAACAAAACGUUAUCACUUGCACAGACUGUCUGCGAAGAAAGCUUUAUGAGGGAACACGGCCUCGUCCUUCCCCCCGAAUAUGUGAACAAAGAGGCGAACAAAUGGUACUGCUGUAUGAUGCAGUACAGCCAGAAUUGUCUUCAGGACACGCUCAAACAACAAGGAUGCGAUUCCGAAGACUUUUUGCAGGGGUUCACUCGGAAAGUUGAGACUCAAUGUGGAACGUCCAAGUCGUUCUGCUCUGCUCAGUGUAAUAACAACACGUUAUCCCAUGCCCAGUUUGCGUGCAGCGAGAGAUAUAUGCAGAUCCAUGUGCUGAAUCCUGAAAAACCGGGACAAUUGAGCCCGGAUGCUCAGAAACGUUACUGCUGUAUGAUGGAAUACAGCAAGACUUGUCUACCGGAACUACUCAAACAACAAGGAUGUGACGACACAGGUUUUGUUCAGCUCUUCUUCCAACGAAUAAAUAGAAAGUGUGGAACAUUUAAAUUGGACUUCGCCGUUGUCAGUCUAGUCAUAAAGGUCGUUUGCCCCCGGUGGGGACAAGCGACCUUGGGUGGCAUAUGGUAA
This is a messenger RNA of Ornithodoros turicata, 623 nucleotides long. RefSeq lists its product as uncharacterized. Lineage: Eukaryota; Metazoa; Arthropoda; Arachnida; Ixodida; Argasidae. The coding region runs from base 99 to 623 and encodes 174 amino acids. The record is from RefSeq and is a predicted model, not a curated record. The transcript has 6 exons.